Messenger RNA from Pediculus humanus corporis (human body louse), 657 nucleotides. RefSeq names its product Peritrophin-1 precursor, putative. Lineage: Eukaryota; Metazoa; Arthropoda; Insecta; Psocodea; Pediculidae. The coding region runs from base 1 to 657 and encodes 218 amino acids. The transcript is spliced from 4 exons. The record is from RefSeq and is a predicted model, not a curated record. Gene Ontology annotation, molecular function: chitin binding. Gene Ontology annotation, cellular component: extracellular region.
AUGUUUAUUUUAACUGGAUUUUUAAUAACAAUUUUUUUUUACAACGUUUCAGGUCAAAAUUUUCAAUGUCCCGAAUUGGGAGUUUUUACUUAUCCAGAUCCAGGAUUAUGCGAUCAUUUUUAUCUUUGCGUUAAUGGUACAUUAACAUACGAACAAUGUGAAAAUGGUUUGUUAUUCGACGGAACCGGAAACGUACACAAUCAUUGUAAUUAUAAUUGGGCAGUAAAUUGUGGAGAUCGUAAACCUGAUUACACUCCGAUAAGUUCACCCGGUUGCGAAUAUCAAUUUGGAAUUUAUCCCAUCGGACAAGAAUGUAAUACUAAUUUCGUUAAAUGUGAAUUUGGUGUCCCUCUUCCAGAACCCUGUCUUCCAGGUUUAGUUUACGACGAAAGAAUUCACACUUGUAAUUGGCCUGAUAUGUUGUUGGAAAAAUGCAAUCCGGAGGAAAUAAUUGGUUUUAAAUGUCCGACAAACGUACCAGAAGAUUCUGUCGCAGCGAGAUAUUGGCCGUUUCCAAGAUUUCCAGUACCUGGUGAUUGUGGUAGAUUGAUAACAUGCGUCAACGGUUAUCCUCGUCUUAUCACUUGCGGAGAUGGUAACGUUUAUGAUGAAACAACCGGAUUAUGUUCGAGUCCGGAACACGUACCUCAUUGGUAA